AUGUAUACCUGUUUGUGUGAGGCCAACGAGAGCUCUCAGAAGCCUCCCCCACAAGCAGAGAGAGACUACUGGAGUUACCAGCAAAUACUGGUGUGCAGAUACAGCAAGCUCUCGUUGGUCUUGCUCGAAUGCGCAUACGUGAAUGCAGCUCCCACACACCGUUUGCUUCAAUGUUUGGGAAAUGAGUGCAACGCUCUCUGGACUUUAAAACUUCACCCGACUUUCCAUUGGCAUGAGGCCUCCAUUCCAUUCUUUGCGUGUGAGUUGAAGGCAGUGACUCCGUACAAGCGAGGCUUCUUCUGUGGAGACUCCAGCAUCACCUAUCCUCACAAGGACAAAGAGGCCAUCCCUGACAGCCUGCUCAUUGGUGGUGGUAUAGCCAUCACUGGUCUAACAAUUGCGCUGGGGGAAUGCUACCGGGUACGGUUCCGAGGUGUACACUCGCGGGCUUUUGUCCGAAACUGCUAUAUUUCGUGCCUGUACAAGGAGCUGGGAAGCUUCCUGUUUGGUUGCUGUGUGGGUCAGUCUCUCACCAAUAUGGCCAAGCUAAGCGUGGGACGCCUGCGACCUAACUUCCUGUCUGUCUGUAACAUCACCUACGCGUCCAUCAACUGCACUCCAGGCAGCUACGUGCCAAAGGUCACCUGCAGGGCGACUAAUCAGAAGAUGGUGGAGGAGGCAAGGAAGUCUUUUUUUUCCGGCCACGCUUCCUUUGCAAUGUACACCAUGCUCUACUUGGCAUUCUACCUGCAGGCGCGGUUGUCGUGGCGAGGAGCUCGGUUGUUACGCCCACUAAUACAGUUCCUCUUAGUGAUGAUUGCUAUCUACACCGGCCUGAGCCGCAUCUCUGACUACCGUCACCAUCCAACUGACGUCCUCACAGGAUUUAUCCAAGGAGGACUGACUGCUUACUGGGUGGCUUUCUACAUCUCCUCCAUGUUUAAGCCCUGCACCCGUCCAGACCUGUCUCCCACAAGCAUGUCCCUGGAGAGUCCACUGUCCAGCCAGCAAACUGUCUGUUAGCACGCACAUGGCAAUCACUCCAGGAGUCGAGAGACAAGAGAAGAUGGACUGCAGAAAGACAGGGAGAAUGUCAAGACAGCACAGUUCUGGAGCAGAGAGAAAAGUCUUAAAGAAAGGGAAUCAUUCUAAGAGAAGGAUACGAUGAAAGAGUACAAUCUAACACAUGCUUGCUCUUUCAGGGCAUACUGAUACAUUCACACAGUAAUCUAAUGUUCACACACUCACACAUGUGAAACACAAGAAGCACAUUGACUGUAAGUCAAACCCGUCCAGUGAAAAGAACUGCAUAGCAAUAUUACAGAUAUUUUUUUAUAUAUGAAAAACAAAUCUCUAUUUUUCAAGAGGAUUUAUAGAAGCUGCUAAUGUUGAUAGUUUUCUUCUGUGAUGGAGGCAUUUGGUCAGUGCAUUUAGUUAGCUUUCAAAGCACAAGUGGUCACUCUUUGGUCUUUGGUGAGAGAGGAGAAAAAGCCAGACUCCUCUUUGUUUUUGAUCUUCUGCUCAGUUUGGAAAACGUCACCCUGCAGCUGUGAACUGAGACCAUUAGACCUCAGAUGUAAAGACAGCUCUGUGCCGAGUGAUAAGGAACCGGCAGUGGCUUCAACUUCUAACCAACUUUACCCUCUGAUGUGCCACUGCUCUAAUCAGACUGCCCUGCAUCACUAUGACUAAACAAUAACCUGUAUGUAAGCAAAGAAAAAAAAACAGUAUUUGAGCUGUAAUACAACGUUAUCUUUCUUUCUGUGUAACCAAGGUGGUGAUGGGGAGGAAUCUGACCCUCCUCAGCACUACCACUUUUCUCUACUAACCACUUUGACUGUGUCUCAGAGGUGGAGGUUUGACUGAAUUUUGUAACCUUUGACCUUUCGCCCCACCGGACUCCAAUCUCUGAGCUGCACCUUGAUUUAUGCCACUCUGACAGGAGCGCCGAUGUGGCUGCAACCCCAGCAGCCCCUCUGUGCAUCUUUAUUAAUAGCACUUGAACGUACGUAAUGGAACCCUCUAAUAAUAAUCAAUAUUAUAUAUUUUAUCACAUGUUUGAAUAAUCAGUGUUUAUUUUUGUUAAUGUCAAACUCAUACACUAUUUUUUUCUUGAAAUGAUAAUUAUUCAAAUUGAAUGUAAAUAGCUGUCAUUUUAUAAACCACACAGAAUUUCAUAAGUAUUAGUUCCAGUUUUUGGACAGUUUUUACAUGUUUAUUAAGUGUUUGUAUUUACGUUUGUGUCAAUCAGGUACGGAGAGUUACUAUUGUAUCUGUUGUAACUACUAGACUGAGCCACAGAUAUUAUCAGAAAGCUAUAUUUUUUGUUCCCAAUUAUUGUUAUUUGUUCGUUUUGUCUGUGAACGCCAGAAAGGGCAGAAAUAACCACUGUACUCAAAAAACCAAACCAAUAAAAUGAAUGUUGAAUGUUU
This is a messenger RNA of Plectropomus leopardus (leopard coralgrouper), 2432 nucleotides long. NCBI's taxonomy places the organism in Eukaryota, Metazoa, Chordata, Actinopteri, Perciformes, Serranidae. The record is from RefSeq and is a predicted model, not a curated record.